GGCGAAACAAAUUUCAAAAAAAUGUUACUAUCUACCAUUGGAUCUGCAUAUUUUGGUAUUUAAACGUCUUUUGGUUAUAUAGAAAUCAAAUAUAUAAAAAAAGUUCCUAAUGGAAAAGGAAAAUACAUCCGAAAGGGCACUAAAGCCCUCUGAAAAAAAUUCGGAAAAUAAUGAGACUAUUAAGCCGAAAGGAAACGACGCCACAACCAAUGAUUUUUCCUAUAAUCCGUCGGUCCAUCCUGAUGGCGGUGACCACAUUGAUGAGGAUUUGACACGCAUGCGAGGUGACGCUAUUGGAAGUACGUUAUACAGUGAACGUUUUGUGCUUUCCACAUUGUUGAAGCUGACUAAAGUAGAGAAAGAACUCGCCAAAAAUGAAUCAUUUGAAAGCGAUCUAUGCUCUGUUUGGGAUAUGACAAUUGAAAAGGAUGUUGUGUUCCUUCUAUUGGAACAUAAUGUGUUGGACCUCUUUGCUCAUUGUAUCAAUAUAACAGAAGAUAAGCGUUUAGUCGAAAUUUUAGUGGGAAUUUUAGGUAAUUUGUGCAAUUUUACGGAUGCGCGUAAUGCUCUUGUUGAAGACACUACCCUAAUACAAACACUGCUGGGUCUAACAGGCUGCUCCGACUCACUGACGCUUUUGCAACUCACACGAUUGUUUUCGGUUGUAUUUAUACAUGCAGAUCGUUCAGCAGCACUGAAAUGGUAUCAACACAUUUGCUUUUGUCCAGAAUUUGUAAAAAAUAUUACGUUUAUACUAAGCAACUCUUUCAAUGAACACCUACUACGUCAGACUGUCGAAACACUGAAUGCCAUACUUGCAAAAUUUGCUCUAGUAGAACAUGAUACACAAACGGAGAAAGGUAAAGAUCUUAAAAGUGUGCAGCCACUGCCAACAUUUGAACAGCUCUUUGUGAAUGAAGCUUUAAUAAAAGCUACAACGGAGGCAUUCAUAGCAUUAUUGCCAAGAAAUGAUACUACCGAGUUGCAAGAAAAUGAGGAUGACGACGAUGAAAUAACGAUUCUACCUACGCAGAAUACUCAUAACGUAAUGCAAAUAUUCUUGAAUAUCCACUGCAUUUUGACACAAUAUGGUGAUUAUUCUCAAAGUAGUUACAAACCGCAUACCGAGUCGCUAAUGCAUUGCGUAAGUUAUAUUCUUGAACCGCUAUGCAAUCCAAAGCACAUACAACAUUUAAGCAAUCGUGAACAAGACUUAUUGGAUAGUAUCAAUGAUAUUUUUGAGUCACUAGGAGACCCUUUUGAUGAACGUUGUCUGACAUACGCAAUACGUAUAUGGAAUCUGAUAAGGGAAGAAAAUGAACGUAUUGCACGAAGAAAACCAGCGAAUGAUUUUGAAGAUAAUGCAAUUAAAGACGAUGACUUCAAUUUCGAGAGCAACUAUCUAACUUUACUUGAUCUUAUUGUUCGUAUGAUCAAUGCUGCUACUGAGAUACAGUUGGAAAAUGUUUUAAAAGAUACUGAUAACAAUAUGAAAAAUCUGCAAAAUACACUUUGUGUUGACGACAAUAAUCAACCUAGAAAAACAUGCUACAGCAAAAUAAAAAAGAUUUUAGAAAAUUUAGAGCAAGAUUAGCAGGUUCUUAUUAAGCGCCUGUGACCCGAUUUGUGAGCCAAUAUUACUAUUUCAAUAAACAAAACAGACUAUUUAACUACAGUAGAUCAUUAAAUAACAUUAUA
This is a messenger RNA of Anastrepha obliqua, 1698 nucleotides long. RefSeq lists its product as uncharacterized. The record is from RefSeq and is a predicted model, not a curated record. The coding region runs from base 110 to 1594 and encodes 494 amino acids. Lineage: Eukaryota; Metazoa; Arthropoda; Insecta; Diptera; Tephritidae. The transcript has 2 exons.